AUGGGAUCGUCGCGGCCGCAGCAAUUUCGAGUGGUCUCAUAUGACCCGCCCUCUCCUGCAGUUCCGAGGAAGCGGCAGCGCGAGGUUGCCAUCAGCGGCCUCGCGCAGCGACACUCCAAUAACCACGCGACGAUGGGCGAUGGCGGGCCCGCCGUCGCAUCCACUUUCGUGCACUACGAGAUGCCGCGAAGGUCCCCGAUCAUGCUGCCCGAGGUCCCAGGCCUGCGGACAACAAACCGCGAAGGAUCGCCGCACCCCGCUUCUGCGUGCGGUGCUGUCUCUCGCCCUGGUGCUCCUCGUGUCGUGGCGGGCGCUGCUGCACUCGCCACUGUUGCCGGUUCACUCCAGCAGUCGAUCGCGCAACUGGAGCUCGAGUCGCAUGACGCGCGUGUCAAGAAGGCCAAGUUGGAUCAAGACGACAAGCAGACCGGUUCGAGUUACGAUCACCACGUGCAAAACUACAUCAAAUACUGGACAGCCUUCCAGACUGAGCGCCGCCAGAAGGCACCCGAUGAAGUGCCUGUCCCGGCAUUUCCUAUUACCGCUCUCAAAGCCUCCUUCUUCUUGGAGUAUGAGAUGUCGUGCGAAAAGCGUCGAUAUGGCAAGAACGACACCGUUGCAGGAUCGAACGUGGGCAAGUCGCACGUCUCGCAGGUGAUCAGCGCGCUUGAGAGCUGGCGCCGCAACAAUGCCUAUCUGUACAAGGAGGACCCCGAUGCACAGGUAUCAUUGCGCUCAGACAUCCACGUCCACACUGCGGAGUCUUCCACGAAGCAUCAGGAGCCGAAGCGCAUCGACAAGGCACAGGCUCUCAAAGCCAUGGGAAGUUCUGGAGACACGUACACACCAGAGGAGCUCAAACGCUGCUCGAUCUGGUGCUUGACCGACGUUUCUGGCAGCAAGCAAAUUUGGCUCGGCUUGCGCGAUUGCGCAAUGCUCCUCCUGUCAUCGAUGAUGGCAUUCCGUGGGGAGAGCUCGCGCAUCCUCGAGUGGUCAGACCUGUUCAUGUCGUCGAUCCCCAUGGAUGAUGUUCGUGCCGGGUACAGAGUUCCGGUGCUUGCCACACUGGCGGAUAAUGCCAAGCACAACCAACAGGGCCGUCUGGAUGAGCACGGUGCCAUCCGUCACCGGGAGGUCGAACUCUGCCCUGUCGGAGGGCUGGCCUUGCUUUUUUUUGGCUUUUUCCAUGUCCUCCAUCUGCCGCUGCCUGAGUUGCUUCCGGAUUUCGACGACGCAGCCUGCGGUGAGUACGGGCGCCGUGACUGGUAUGGCUACCACGUGUUCUGGGGCAAACAACCCGCAUCCCCUAUGUCAUACGACAACCACCGCGACAGGCUGAGAGGCAUUCACAAGGAGAACGAGAUAUCAAUCACCAAGGUCACCCACGCCGGCUGA
This is a messenger RNA of Sparassis crispa, 1395 nucleotides long. RefSeq lists its product as hypothetical. The record is from RefSeq and is a predicted model, not a curated record. Bases 1 to 1395 code for a protein of 464 amino acids. The transcript is spliced from 5 exons. Gene Ontology annotation, molecular function: DNA binding. Lineage: Eukaryota; Fungi; Basidiomycota; Agaricomycetes; Polyporales; Sparassidaceae.